GUUUUCGGUUCUUCCCAGCUUUCUGUACUGAAACUAAAUAACGUGUCAAUUUGCACCUGAUUCUGGGAACUUCUCCACUGGAGAAACUGGACCACUAGUGUUGGCUACAAUGCUUGGGCUACAAGGAAACGCAUCCUCCUCUAAAGAGUAUCGUUGUGUGGCCUGCUCUGCUACCUUCACUGGGCUAGCGUCUCUGCUGGUUCAUCAAGCAACUCAUGCUGGAUCAUUACCCAAGCCUCCAUCAAACCCCUCUGGCUCCAAUCUUCUGCAAGCAUCUCUGACUCCCUCAAGUGAAGACUGGGAGUCCUCGGUGCCUAAAAUCCCAGCCACACAAAUGUAUAUAUGUGAUUGUGGGGAAGAGUUUAAAGACUUUAGUAUUAUGUUUGAACAUAAACAGACCCAUGUCGCUAAAGUAUCGUCUUCUGAGUUAAUGGUCAAUAAUGGGCAGACCUCCAACAAAGAUAUAUCCAAAACACAGUGUUCCCCGACUGGGGCCCAGACAAACGAGGCUCUUGAAGAAGACUCUGCUCCUGGGCCUUCUGAGGAUGAGCUGUGCUCAUUCAAGAACACUGUAGACCAAGAAGAACCGGCUGAUACUAGCACUAAGGACCAUAGCCCUGUGUCGGCAGAAGCUGAGUUAGAGAAGGAGCUAGCAGCACAAGACAUGCCAGAGGAGACUGAGGGAAAUGAAAUGGAUGAACCAGAGCCAAAGCAUAAAUCCCUGAUGAAGAUCCUGGCAUCUACGUAUGGAAAACACUUGGUGCCUCCUCAGUCUGAAGAUGAUGACAAAGUCAUGGCGUCUCUUAAAGAAAAACCUGAACUAGUCGUUAUUGCACCUCAGACAACAACAAAAGGACCAUCAGCCAUGCAAUUAAAGCGUCUUCUUGGGAAACCUUGCAUGAAGACAAAAGCUCCAUCUAUUAGCAGACUUCUUGAGUCCAGUACAAAGAAGAUAGUUUCACUUACAAAAAUCUUUUCACCUGUAGUGCUUCUGGAAACUCGUCACAAGUUUAUGGAUCCAAGCAGCAACAACGUAUAUGGGAAAUAUCAAUGUGCCCGCUGCCGAAGGGUUUUUCAGGAUGUUGAUAGCUUGACAGAACACCACUUUUUGCAUAAAAAAGAAAGGAUUAAAUGUUGCCGUUGUUGCAAACAACUAAUUAUUGGAAGAGUGCCCCUCCCUGACAAUCACAUAUGUCCACAGUCAAGACCAAAGACCACAACACCAUCUUAUUUCAAAAGUAUUGCAACUAGUGGACAAAAAACAAUACAAAUUGACAGCGUGAAAAAUGUGUACUUUUGUCCAAUUUGUAAACAGAAUUUUACACGCAGAUACAAUCUUAAAAAGCAUAAAUGCCGUGGCUCUGCUCCGAGUCCUCCUCCACAGACAAAGUUCUUGAGCAGUGCAACAGAGGCAUGUCUCAAUGUUUAUGAUGAAGGAAACAUUUGCAUAAAAACUGAGGAUACCUCAGACCCAGAAUAUGAAAAGGAACUUUCAAAUCUGAGUUGGUCUUCUGCAUCAUCAAUAAAGGACCAGCACAGAAAUGCAACUGCAUUUGCAGCAUCUUUUCUGCAAGAACAAGACAGCCAGUGGACCCUGCCUUUGGACAAUGAACAAAAAACGCUCACAUCAAGUGAAAAAAAAAGACGUACACGUGUGAGCUUUUUUUUUAAAAAUGGUGUUAGGCGUUACCCUUGUAACAAGUGUCAUCAAACAUUUGGCUUGACUGGUAAUUUAAGUCGUCAUAGAAAAGUAUGUGGUAUUAACCCAAAAGGUUUCGGGAGUGGGCACAAUUCCAAUAGCGCGCCAGUAAAUUCCAACAAUGUAAAAAUGUAUUCGUGUUAUGUCUGUGGGAGAAACUUCAAUCGCAAAGAUAACAUGAUGGUCCACAGAAAGAAAUGUGAAAUGAGACGGACAAUGAUUCCAAAUUUUGCCGGUGAAAUUAACCCGAGUUUGCCCCUGUCUAAUGCUCCACAGGAUCUUCCUCAGGAGGAUGAUGGAGGCAACUGGAGCAUCAUGUCGCUUCCCUCGGUUCUCCCCAGAAGAGUGACAUGUGAGUGUGGCAUUGGCUUCACAUCUCCCAAGCUUCUCCUGGAGCAUUUACAGAAACAUGCUCAGGAGUCCUACACCUGCCCAACCUGUGGUGUCACUGUAAAUUCAUGGGCAGAUUAUGAGAUUCAUCUGCAGCUUCACAUGCACCCUCAGCAUCACAGACAUUUAAACCCUCUAUUAUUGCAAUUAAAAACAAAUGUUCCGUUACAGCAGCCGGCCACAAUUGGCCUCUUUGAAAAGGCGCCACAAACUCAGAAAGAGUUUAAACUUCCAAAUAAAAAACAAAUGUUUGCUUGUCCAAGAUGUGGUAGUACAUUUGCUCGACGUUGCUCUCUCCGAAGGCACUUGACCUGGAGUCAGUGUAUAGGAUUUUGAAUGUGCCUCCCUAAACUGUUACUUAUUACAGAUUACUCCAAUCUAAUUUUAUCACUGCUGCUUCCAAAUUCAUGCAGUAUUGUGGUUUAUGUUGACUCAUUUAUAUUUUAACAACCCUUAAACAAACUUUAAUAC
This is a messenger RNA of Periophthalmus magnuspinnatus, 2560 nucleotides long. RefSeq names its product zinc finger protein 425. The record is from RefSeq and is a predicted model, not a curated record. The coding region runs from base 110 to 2425 and encodes 771 amino acids. The transcript has 2 exons. Gene Ontology annotation, biological process: regulation of DNA-templated transcription. NCBI's taxonomy places the organism in Eukaryota, Metazoa, Chordata, Actinopteri, Gobiiformes, Gobiidae. Gene Ontology annotation, molecular function: DNA-binding transcription factor activity, RNA polymerase II-specific; RNA polymerase II cis-regulatory region sequence-specific DNA binding.